This is a messenger RNA of Hydractinia symbiolongicarpus, 3037 nucleotides long. RefSeq names its product transmembrane and coiled-coil domains protein 1-like. NCBI's taxonomy places the organism in Eukaryota, Metazoa, Cnidaria, Hydrozoa, Anthoathecata, Hydractiniidae. Gene Ontology annotation, cellular component: endomembrane system. The record is from RefSeq and is a predicted model, not a curated record. The transcript has 18 exons. Bases 487 to 2133 code for a protein of 548 amino acids.
ACAGCAACCUGCAAAAUUUCAAUAGAAACUACUAAGAUGUAUCUCCUCUUUUUAAACCUCCUUGGAUUAUGCAUUAUGCAAAUUUGAAGAAGAACAAAUUUAGAUUCUACAAACAGAGAUUUCAACUUAAUAACAUAGUAAAAAAAUAUUGUAUAAUAUUUGAAAAUAGUUAUGCAUAUUAUGAGAGUUAAUUGGUAUAGGUGAUAACAAAAUUAAAAAACCAAUAGAAACAAGCAACUAAUUAAACAACUUUCUUUUACAAUUAAGUAAGGUGUGAAAAGCUAGAUAUGUUAAACAGGAAUAUUUUGCACACUUGCUCACUUUCUGCAUAGUAGUGUGCUUGCAGCUUGCAAAACCUGCUUGUAUUUCUGCCAUGGUUAACCUGUCUAAACUCAUACAGCAUAGUUUCUGCAUGCUGUCUUUCAUAAACAUAGCUUGGUUGAACUUACUAAGCUUUUUCUCUGGUAAAGAAUCUAUCAGAAAGCCAUGGUAAUAAUAGUAAAGAAUGCUUCAGAUGGUAACAAAAUACAGCCAUCAUAUUCAGGAAGUAACUUAAACGAGAGCGAAUGUUCUGCAGACGUUAAGAAAACAAAUUCGAAAGAUGAAAUGAGGAAGAAAUCACGUCCUGGCGAAAACAACAAUAUAAGCAACAGUGUCUCUUUGUAUGAGCAGCUGAAAGAACAGAGUGAUAGAACAGACUUGAGUGCCAGUCACAAUUGGCAUACAAGCGCUAGUCGCGUCAGCAGCUCAGUUGAUUCCAAUGAUCCCUUCAUAGUGGUGGAAUCUUUUAUGAAUGAUGAUUCGUUUGAAGAUACAGCUAGUCAAUAUGAAACAGAUGAGGUGGAUGGAGGCUGUCCUUCAGAAGAGUACACAGCUCAAGAAAUUGAACGGCUGUUGAAGAAAGUUGAGAGGACACGCGAGGAAUUAAUUCGCAUGCAAGCUACUAAAGACGAGAAUGUUAAGGAGUACCUGAAAACUGUGGACAGUGUUAGUGAGAGCACUGUCAAUCAAAAAAGUAAAAUGAAUUUCGAAAAGAAUAAUCUGAAAACGAACAGUAGCAUUCAGAUCUUACAGAAGAAGUUAGAAAAGUAUCAACAACAACUCAAGGCGUUAGAAGAGCGGGGCAUCCAUGGUCCAAGAAGAAUUAUCAGAGUCGUUCAAGAUUCGGUUAGAUCAGGAGCAUCGAGCAUAACUGGUGCUGUAUCAAAACCGUUGGAAUCAAUAAAUCAAUUUAUGAAGAAGGAAAAGAAGAAUUCCAGUUUUGAAAAUGUACCUUACACAAACAGUCAUACGGAUGACGAAACGGAGAGACAUUUCUUUAACAAUAAUGCAAAUACUAGUGAUGACGAAAAUAAUUCUAGUUCAAGUUCAAACCAACAAAUCACAGCACUUGCAACCGACUACGCGAAAACAAACGGCAAAUUAUAUACAAAACAACAAGAACGUAUCGAUAAACUGGAAAAAGAGAACGAAGAGUUUCGAGAAAGUAUUUCCUCCCUAAAGGAUGGUCUUGAAACCGUGAUAAACUCCUUGCAAAAAGAAAAAUAUAAAUCAGAUCAAUUACGAAGUCAGAUGGAUGAUAUGUAUAACCAAUGGAAUGACCUUACUGAAUUGCAUCAAAACGAGAUGAUGGGCUUAAAGCAAGAAAUGGAUCGCACAGCGGAGAAUAUCGAAAGAAUCGAUUAUCGAUUCGCUGAACGAGCUGGAGAAAUAGAAGAAGACGUUGAGAGCUGUGUGACCAGGAUCACAAAAAUGGAGUUGGAGCAGCAUCAAAAUCAACAACAUGCAGUUUCAGUAGAGAGUUAUUUCGACGGCAACGCGAAACAACUUUUAUCCAAACUACUUAGUCUUGUCAUAUCCAUCUUCGCUAUUUUACUCGUUAUUACGUCAUCAUUCCUAAAAGUCAUUCUUCCGUUUGCUUCGACAAGGUCCCGUAUCAUCACAGUUAUUGUCACCAUUUCAACGAUCGUCAUAUUACGUCGGAAUUCUGAUCACGUGAUCGUACAGACUGUCUUAUAUUACGCAAACAAACUGUUCGAACCUAUAUAUGACAGAUUGUCGACAAGAACUAAUGAAGCGGGUAUAGAUACCACUAUUGAGUUCAAACACGGUACAUUUACCAAAGAUAGGUAGCACAUAGUGACGUAGGUUUUUUAUAUCGUUUAUAAAUAAUUCGUUCAUUAUAUGCUGUCUACACCAAGAAUCUGCAUACUGCUGUGCACAACAUUAGUGAAAAACCGUGAAACAUAUUCGUGGUUAGUUAUAUGAAGAACUCGCCGCUACAUAUUUGUGAUAGCAGUCUUAAUAAAAUGCCGUUACUAGUUUAUAAUAUCAGUCUCGAUAAUCUGUCUUUAGACCUUUGUAAUAGUAGUCUUGAUAAUCUUAGAUAAUUUAUUAGCGUUAAUCCUUAUUGUAAAUUUAUUGGAUCUGUACCAAUAGGUAUUUUUGUGCAUGAUAUCAUAAAAUUGCAUAAUGGCUACUCCUCGAUAAUGUGCUGGAUUGAUCCGUGUUGAGCAUUUGUUUUUGUGCGACUUGCAGGUUAAUGUUUUUAACAUGGUUUUCUUGUAUCGUUUAAUACGUUUGGGUUUUCUGGUCUCCAGUUGUAUACUGUUUAGUUAAUGUCCAUGAUUCGUAUCAGCAGCGUGCUAAUUUCCAUUAAUUGUCGCACAGAGCAAAAGCAGAGCUUUGAACAUUUUUUGCCAUAUUUUGCAAACAUCUCUCAACGAAAGGCACUUGUCAAGUUGGUAAGAAAACUAAACUAACCAUCUUUUUAAAUGCUUUUUUAUCUUAACAAUUUUUUUAGACAAUAAAUUUAGCGUGUAUGUUUCAAUUAGUUGAAUAUUUAUUUUUCUAAAGUUGUAAUUAUUCUUUUUAGUGUAUAAUAUUCUAACUCUGCAUAAAUUAUAUAUAUACCAUAAUCCUUUGCAAGCUGAAUUCGCAAUGUCCAUUUACUUUUAGAAGUCGUCUAUGCUGUUUUGUAAAUAUACAAUUUCUCGCAAUGUAAUGAUUAUUGUUUAACCAUAAAUUAUUUUUACUA